Messenger RNA from Trypanosoma theileri, 2268 nucleotides. RefSeq names its product Tbingi protein. The record is from RefSeq and is a predicted model, not a curated record. Bases 1 to 2268 code for a protein of 755 amino acids. Lineage: Eukaryota; Euglenozoa; Kinetoplastea; Trypanosomatida; Trypanosomatidae. The transcript has a single exon.
AUGCGCAUGCAUUGGCAUGGGAUCGCGCGAUCCCCCCCCGAUACCCGUGGCGAUGUGCUAGUACAAUGGUGCUUAGACAAUGACUAUAUUAUUCACAACACUGGAGAUUGCACUCGCCACACCACCCGCCAUGGCCCGUCCGCGCCAGAUGUGACAAUAUCCCGAGAAUGCCGUGUAGAGUCCUGGACGGCAUCCUUCUCCCCGGACAGCGACCAUUAUAUCAUCCUCUUCGACGUAGUAGUAGGAGAUGAUGAUGAACCACUGCGGUUCCCUCGCCCCCGCGCCCCCAUUUAUGCAUGGAAGAAGGCGAAGUGGUCCCGUUUUAGACAAAUGUCAAACGCACAGUGCAACAAACGAAUUAAAGAGAAAAUGAGCGUUCACAAGAGAGAACGACUUCUCGCCUCCGCCAUCCGUAUCGCAACAGCUGCGGCGGUUCCCCGCGGAGGUCGAGAUACUGCCCCUUAUUGGACUCCAGAACUAGAUGAAAUCGAAGCGAAGAUUCACAAAUGUAAACCCUCUGUCUAUAGAGAUAGAUUGGUAGCACGCAGGAGAGAAAUACUAAGACAAGCUUCCCAUAAGAGAUGGAAAACCCUCUGUAAUAACAUGGCCGUGGCAGAUGGCUGCUGCUGGAACAUUCUGAAGAGGAUAUACGCCCCACGCCCCUUAAGUACCCCGGCGAUAAAGAUUAACAAUACGGUACUCACAGAAAAUCAGAAAGCCAAGCACUUUAUCCGUCUAUAUUCGCGAAGAGCUAAACGACACCCACAUUCAUACCCUCCUCCGCCCAUUCCAGUGAACGAUACAGAAUUCAUACCCAUUACAGCAGCAGAACUGGAACGAGCGCAGCGUCUCCUUCCUAAAGGGACGGCUGCAGGUCCUGAUGGGAUCUACGGCGAGGCUCUCCAACAUUUGGGACCCCGAGCCAAAGCAGAGACCCUCGCUCUAUUCAACCAGAGUCUCCGCACUGGUGUCGUUCCCGUCUCUUGGAAAGUAGGUAUCAUCGUACCGCUCCUUAAACCCGGAAAGAAAGCCACAGAUUUAGAUUCAUUCAGACCAGUUACGCUCACCAGCUGUCUGUCCAAACUCAUGGAAAGGAUCAUUGCAGCCCGCAUUAGAGACGUUAUUGAAACCAAACUGACCCCACAACAAUCUGGAUUCAGACCUGGCCACUCCACACUAGACCAAUUAUUGCAUUUACGCGCAGCCCUCACGAGACCUACCAAAGAUUCGAGAACGGGCGCAGUAUUCGUAGACUACGCUAAAGCUUUCGAUACUGUAGACCAUGAUCGAAUUGUUAGCGCGAUGCGAGAGAUGGAACUCCCACCACACAUUAUACGAUGGUCAGCAUCUUUUCUGAAAGGACGCCAAGCCAAAGUACGCGUAAACAGUAAAUCCUCUCCCCUAAUGCUCUUUCACCGCGGUGUGCCACAGGGAACAGUUCUUGGCCCACUUAUGUUCAUUAUCGUCAUGAACACCCUAAGCAAACGAUUAUCUCAAGUUCCCUUACUGUUUCAUGGCUUCUUUGCAGACGAUCUGACACUAGCAGCGCGACAUAUCAACAGAGACAUCAUCAACAGUACACUGCAACAAGGGCUUAACGUAGUGGACGAAUGGUCCAAGAACUAUUUUAUGGAAAUCAACGUAGAUAAGACGAAAUACACCCUCUUUGGAUCAACAGACCCGCACCCUCUCUCUCUUGAACUCCACGGUACCCCCGUCGGUCCGGAGAAGACUCCCAAACUUCUAGGUAUCACAUUCCAGAACUUUCGUGGUAUGUCUACCCAUGUGGUACAAACGAGACAACGCAUGAACUUUCGAUUACUACAACUUGCAGCGAUCUCCUCACCCACAUGGGGACCGAAACGUGAUGUCCUACGAGCCUUCUACCUGACACUAGUUCAAGCUCAAACACUUUACGGUUUUGAAGUAUGGUAUUGGGAUGCGGCUCCCACAUCACGAAAACUCUUAGAUGCAGGCCAGAACAAAGCUUGCCGCACCAUAGCAGGUAUUCCAUAUGGAUGCCGCUCCGCCGACGCAUUACGUGAAGCCCGUCUUCUCCCAUUAGAGAUGACAGCCAUGAUUCGGAGCCUCAAAUAUUUAAUGCGCUGUCAAACAAGAGGUGGAUCUCUCAAAGAAAGCGCAGAACAAGUUUAUCACGAAACCCAUCCAGUACGCGAAUUCUAUGUACGCAUCAUGAAGAUCUAUCCAACACUCGUUAUAGAGCCACGCGAGCCCACCUCUACUGACUCCAACAUUAAGAUUCAGUAA